UUGUUUUAUUAAGUCACAUGACUUUCUAGCAACUGUUGAUCAUUUCACGGAAGCUUCCACACUGGUGACAAGUUAUAUGAAGGAAGUACUAAUGGUUUACAGAGCAGAAGGCGGGGACCUCGGUCGCCCGUGUCUGUGAUUGGUCCAGUGGUGAUUUGUUCAGUCAAUCAGUUUAAAUGUGGCUUCACUGCGUCAAAAUUAAUUUGCAUAAAGUUGAGAGAUCUCUACUCUGUGAGAUUCUCCUGCUUGUCCCAUAAGUAGUUACUGGUCGCCUGUCGCUCUAGUGAGUGUUUCUGGUGUUCAUGAUGGUGUUGAUUGAGUCGGAGAAGUUGAGAAUCUGUAAAUGCUAUUUUGUGGGUUCGGGGAGCUGCAGGUGUCUGCGUCGGGUGAGCGGAAGCGAAGAGGAGAGUGUGUUGUGUGCACUUGGACUGAAAACUAUGAGCUCUUUAAAGGAGAGAUAAAGCUGAUUUAAUGGACACUUGUUGAAACACCGCGCGAGGACCACAUCUGAGCCUGCUGUCAAGAUUUGUAAACUGCAUCAAAGUGAGGAGAUCUUUCUGCUAAUGGAAUUUUGACAAAACCCACUCAACCGGACAGAUGGCUCUGAAUUCCUGCAUAAUGAAAGAUUAAAGAUAUGGGAUGUACAACAUCCAGACCAAAUUAUCAGCAAUAUGGUAAUGCAGACGAAGAAACGGUGCCACUCAUUGAUGACAUCAAUGUUGUGCUUAUUGGUUGUAAAAACUCUGGGAAAACUAAAGUUGCAAAUGCCAUUCUUGGAAAGAAAGCCUUCACACAGACCACAUAUUCAGAUGAGUAUGUGCAGCGCCAAAAGACAACUUUUGGAAGGACUAUUUCUGUAAUUCGUGUUCCUGGUUGGUCUGGAGAUUUGAAAUCUGGAGGUAAUGAGCAAAAACAUGUUCGGCAGGUGAUAAAGGACAGCGUGUGGUCCUUCAAACCUGGAACUAAUGCCAUCAUACUGGUGGUUGAAAAGGACACACAACUUUCAAGCACAACAAAAAGCACAUUAAAAACACUUUUGGGUCCCGGUGUUGCUGAGCACAUUUUAGUCAUUUCCACAGAUGGAAACAAGAUUUCAGUUGCUACAAUAAGUGAGCAUUAUAAUAACAAACAAACAAUAAUUCAACCAUAUCAGAAUCAUUACUUAUUCUGGAGAAAAAUAUGUAGAAACCAGCACCUGAAGUUAAUUGAAACAAUUGAGGAUUUUAUUGUGGGAAAUAAUGAUAUUUAUUUUUGUCCAGUGGGCAAAGGAGAACCCAAACCUGCACUGCAGAUUGAGCAGUUGGAAACUGUUGUGAAUAGACUAAGUCAGAGAAUCUCUCAAUACACAGACAGAAAUAAUGAAAUGAAUAAUGAAAUCAGUAAACUACAAAAGGUACUGGGAAAAAAGCAGGAAACACUGAAAGCUCUGAGGUUUAAAAAUUCCACAGAGCUCUCUGUCCUGCAUGGAGGGAUCCCCCAAUUUGAUGAAGAUCGAAGGGAAGAAGAAGUAAAGGGAAAGGGGAAAAAAAGAAGUAAUAAAAAAACAAGAAAAAGAAAACGUGGAAGAAACAAACACGCACACAAAGAAGAUGCACAGGAAUUAGUCCCACUGUGCUCAGCAGAAGAAACACCAGUUGAAGAAAAGCAGGCCAGUAAAGGUGUGGACUUUGUGGACAGUUUCCGUGCAGAAAUCAUUCAGAAAGUUACAUCAGUUGAGCCCAUUCUUGAUGAAUUGUUUCAAUUUAUUGGGGGAGAACAGUAUUCAAACGUCACACAACAUAAAACACCCCAGAAAAAACUAAGAGAGCUCUACACUAUCUUAAAUGCACGUGGACCAAAGCUGAAAGCAAAGUUUUACAAGAGUCUGGUAAAAUAUGAGAAUGGAAUUGUCAACGAACUAUAUGAAGGGGUUAGUGAGUCUACCAAUCACAAAGACUGUGUAAGGACACAGGGAUUUGUAACGUUUCGUAAAAAGACUAGUUAGCAGACUUGUAAUUGUAAUUGGUGCAAAUGUGGUACCAAACUGUGAGUCUGAUCGUUGUGCUGAUUUUUUGGGGAGUGUGGGUGCCUUUCAGGGCUUCCUCUUAUACUGGCCAGUAGAGCGCACAGCUUUGUGUAGAAGGGGGGGAGGUAAAGUCUGGGAACCUGUGGAGAAGACAAGGAGAAAGAGUCAAGGUGCUGAUGCUUGCAGGGUAAAGCAUACCCUCCUUUUUGAUGUACAAACCUGAACAUUUCCUCACACUUUCAAAAACUACUUAACCAUUUUCACCUAUUUAACACAGAGUUAACACAAAGAAAACCAAAUUAAUUAUAGAACAAUGCUUAUUCUGAAGCCAUAAAAAUAAGAGACAUUACUGGGAAGGUGCAAAGCAAUUGUCUUUAAGAUAUUAAGCCUCUACUCUCUUAAAGAAAAAAUGCUUUAGGAGGUUCUUUUAGCAAUGAUAAACAGGUACUUUAAUUUUAAUAAUAACUGUUUUAAAUAGAUAUUUGUGAAAGUAUAGAUGUUCCAAAAUUGGUUAAUCUAGCUUUUUAAGAGUAUAACACAGUUGGAGCCAAGGUAGGGUGCAUUUCGCAGCUGCUACAUAUAGAAGGCUGUUCAAAAGUAAAGGACCCUUUAAAUGACAGUUGUACCGCCAGAGCUGGACCACCCUCUAUAUGCUUACUAUGCAUGCUGCAAAGGGCUCACAAAUGAAAAAAAUACCCCUGUCUCUGCCUUUUGUCAAGUUAGGAAGAAUUAGAGUCUUAUAUCAAUCAGAAGGUAAAGCGAAACUAUCCUUCAGUACAAGAAAAGUACUGUAAAUCAUUCUACUACAUCAGGGGUCGGCAAUUCAGAUAUUUUCCAAGUCAUUUCGUGGCGGGCCACAAGUAGGGGUGGGGUUGGGUUGAAAGAAAAAAAUAAAUAUAAAAACACGCCGCUCCUCAAGUGGGAUCAAACCCAGGUCGUCAGGAUCGUGCCCCAAUACACUACUGCUGCCCCAGCUACUGAAUUGGGACAGGUCCAGGAAAAAACGUUGUUUUAAAGAGAUACGGAGCCGAAAACUAAAGUCGGAAAAACUAAAGUCACGCUGAGUGCGACAGAGAGACAGCGGAACAAAAAAUCUGGCCAGAGAGGCAUUUUAUUUUUUCAUUAUAGUUCAAAUAGCCUCACGGGUCAUAUGUUUAAUGCUUGCGGGCCGCCUAUUGCCGACCUAUAUACUGGAUAUAUUGGAUUUUUAAUAAAUAAUAGUCUAGGAACCAAAGCCAUUGGAAGAUUGUUUAGAGUUGCACAGUGGCUCUCCUUAACCUUUAAAGCUUCACAGUUCCACCAUAAUCAUACGUCAAACAAACUCUGAAACAUAAAAGUGAACAUAUACUGAGUUUUAUACUUGUUUAAUUGUCCCCAAAUACACCAAUAGACACUGAAAGUUCCUUACUGUUCCAUUCCACUUUAAAAAGUGAUAUAGUUCAUUCCAAGUAACAGAUUUUUUUUUUAAGUUUCAGUUUUAUCUGAAAUACACAUUAUCAACUUUACCCGGCACUGUGCAGACCAAAUAGUGCCUGGCUUGAUAAGAUGCAUGCCAAUUUUUAGAGAGAGUCACAUCAACUUUGUUAACUUCAAUGGUUAUUAUCAUUUUAUUUUAUUUUUUUACAAACUUGUGGAGCCUCUUAAUAGUUUCUGGAACUUUAGCUGCAAUAUUAGAUACAGAUUUGCAGCAGAAUAAGCCAUUUGUAGUCAAUUUUUACAUGGUACAACACUUGAUACUAUUUAUGCACUUGAUACAUGCACGCUCUCCCUACACUGGAAGCCAUCACCUGCUGACCAAUGGGAGGCCUGGCUGGAGAAAUAGGGGGAUGAGCCAAUCUUUUAAAAAAUAGGAUCCAAGAUAGCUGCUAGAGAGAAAGAACUUGUCACACCAUGUGCAGUGUUGUAAGUGUCAUUUUAAAUCUCUGAUGUUAGAGUUUAUAUACUUUUUCUAUACUUUUCACUCUAUUUUUGGGAUUUGCUUUGGUUCUAGGUAUUUUACCCGCUGCUCUUAACUUUGUUUUAUAAGAGAUGUGUUAUUUAGGCAGGCACCACCCAGUGUAUUUUGGAUAUUUUUCUGGGAAGCACAGCAGGUGUAAUCUAAUCUGUAAUCCAAUCUUUGCAAUCCAGUCCAAUUUUACAUUAUUUAUAACACAGGUGUGUUAAUUCUGUGUCUGUGGAAAAAGUGAAGAAA
Messenger RNA from Astyanax mexicanus (Mexican tetra), 4196 nucleotides. RefSeq lists its product as uncharacterized. The record is from RefSeq and is a predicted model, not a curated record. Lineage: Eukaryota; Metazoa; Chordata; Actinopteri; Characiformes; Acestrorhamphidae. Bases 635 to 1984 code for a protein of 449 amino acids. Gene Ontology annotation, molecular function: GTP binding. The transcript has 6 exons. Gene Ontology annotation, biological process: regulation of apoptotic process.